AUGGGCAACCUGCUCGGCGGGGUCAAUUUCCGCGAGCCCACCACCGUGGAGGACUGCGACUCCACCUGGCAGACGGACUCAGAGCCUGAGCCCGAGCCCGAGGAGCCGGGGCCGAAUGGUGGCGAGGGCCCGGGACAGGAGCCAGAGCAGCCGGCGCAGACCCUGGAGCGAGCCUGCGGGCGGCCCCACAGCAGUCUCGCGCCGGACGAGGACGCCGAGGCGGCGGGCACAGAGCAGGGUGGUGGUGAUUCCACUGAAGCAACUGUCAAACCAAAGAGAAGUUUUUAUGCAGCAAGAGAUUUGUACAAAUACCGACAUCAGUACCCAAACUUCAAAGAUAUCCGAUACCAAAAUGACUUGAGCAAUCUUCGUUUUUAUAAGAAUAAAAUUCCAUUUAAGCCAGAUGGUGUUUACAUUGAAGAAGUCCUAAAUAAGUGGAAAGGAGAUUAUGAAAAAUUGGAGCACAACCACACUUACAUUCAAUGGCUUUUCCCCCUGAGAGAACAAGGCUUGAAUUUUUAUGCUAAAGAACUAACUACAUAUGAAAUUGAGGAAUUCAAAAAGACGAAAGAAGCAAUUAGAAGGUUCCUCCUGGCUUAUAAAAUGAUGUUAGAAUUUUUUGGAAUAAAAUUGAUUGAUAAAACUGGUAAUGUGGCCCGGGCUGUUAACUGGCAGGAAAGGUUCCAGCAUCUGAAUGAAUCCCAGCACAACUAUUUAAGAAUCACCCGUAUUCUUAAAAGCCUUGGUGAGCUUGGAUACGAAAGUUUUAAAUCUCCUCUUGUAAAAUUUAUCCUUCAUGAGGCUCUUGUGGAGAACACUCUUCCCAAUAUUAAACAGAGUGCGCUGGAGUAUUUUGUUUAUACAAUUAGAGACAGAAGAGAAAGGAGAAAGCUCCUACGAUUUGCACAGAAACAUUACAUUCCUUCAGAGAAUUUUAUCUGGGGGCCGCCUAGGAAAGAACCGUCGGAGGGAAGCAAAGACCCCAAAACGUCCACCCCACCUGUCUCUGGUCCUAACAGUCAAACGUCUAUGCACAAAAAAUCCAAGGAGUCCAAAAAUUCUUCCUCUGCUGUUCCUUUAAAUGGCAAAACCGCAGAAGAUAAAAAAGUCACACCCAAAGACUCUGGAGAAGAAACAGAUAGACCUCAAGCAGAGCCCAGCAACGAAGCUGCCAAGCCAAGAAACAGUGAAAAGGACUGUAGCAGUGAAAAUUCAAAUUCUCAACCAGAAAAAACAAUGAACAAUUCCAUAGAGAGAAAGGAGAGUGUGCCCCUUUCUGAAAAAGAUGAAGAUGUUGAAAAUGCUAACAAAAACAGUGACAAUCCUGAAAAUACAAAUUCUCAUGAUGAUACACUAUUACAGUGA
Messenger RNA from Chrysochloris asiatica (Cape golden mole), 1365 nucleotides. It is a transcript of the gene OGFRL1, whose product is annotated as opioid growth factor receptor-like 1. Gene Ontology annotation, cellular component: membrane. Bases 1 to 1365 code for a protein of 454 amino acids. The transcript has 7 exons. The record is from RefSeq and is a predicted model, not a curated record. NCBI's taxonomy places the organism in Eukaryota, Metazoa, Chordata, Mammalia, Afrosoricida, Chrysochloridae. Gene Ontology annotation, molecular function: opioid growth factor receptor activity.